AGCAGCAGCGCAACAAUGAAUGUAACGAUAAACUGUCUCUUUCGCGAAAAUCUCCUACACACUAAAGUAAACAAGUGGUACGCGUGUGUAUUCGUGCACAAGUCCCGAGUGAGACGGCCCGAUAAGUGUGAAUGAGAAACGAGGAAAAGGUCACAUGAAAAGCUAAACUUCAAAAAUACUUGCUUUUCGUGAAACAAUUUAAUUUAUUGACAGGGAAAAGGAAUAUUCUAUUUAAAUUUACGGACGCGAUUUGAAUAACGGUGGUGUAAAAGUAAAAUAAAAAAAUUCGUAAUUUUCUUUUUUCAAUUUAAUUUUGGAGAAAAUUGAAAUAUAAAAAUAUUUGGUGUGUUUGCGCCCGUGUGUGUUAGUGAUAAGAAAAAUCCUUCGCUCGUUUUUCGAACGAAAAUCUGUUGUAUGUGCUGUCACAAAACGACCAUAUCAAAAUGAAUUAUUUAUCAAAUAUAAAUAAACUAAAUUUCGACCGAAUCACCAAUUGGUCAUUGCGAUUAGCGUUUGUUUUGGGUAUGUUCAUUUAUAUGACGAAUGCAUUACAAUUGGAAGGAUUGGCAACGAAAAAACCACGAACUACAAAGUAUCCAGCGAAAGCAGCAGUUGAGUCUGCAGCAUCUGUAUCACUUUAUCGAGUUAACAAUACGAAGGGAAUCACUUGUAUUCUCAUUAAAACGGAUGGCAUUUUGGAUAUCACAUAUCGUUCGUCAUCGGGUGAAGAUGUCACCGCCAACACAUUUAUGCCCGAUGACGUUGAACUUUCUGGAGAUUGUUCCGAAGAGGAUAUUGAAAAUUUAACAAUGAAAUUCAAAGGUUUUACAUUGUUUAUGAUAUUUAAGAAAACACCAGGCGGUGAACGAUGGUAUGUGAGUACCAUUGACUUAUCGUAUUCCUCAUCAAAUCCAUUGCUUAGACAAAUUGAUCGACCAAAUCUACCAGUGAAAUUGUCAUCUGACCAAAGAGUUCUGUUGUUCCCAACACCAGUUGGUAAAUCAUACAUGUGCAAUGAAUCUGAUAUAAUUCUAUAUUCACGGGAUGAAAAUGAUCGAAUUGGACACACAGCCAAACUUAAUUUACGUGAACUACGAAUGCAAAGUUUUAUGUACAGAGCAGCCAACACUUGGGGGCCACCAUUCCAGUGCUCGGCCACAGGAACUUAUCGCGAUGAAUCUGCACCAUUUUUUGUUGGAACAACGUUAGCAAUAGCAGCUUUAGCAGCAAUUAGUGCAUAUGGAGUAUGGAGGUAUUACAAAGUUAAAAAGUUUCAAUAUGGAACAAUGGAGUAAAUUAAAAGGAUUCUUCAUCGGGUAGAUCAUUUUUCUCGACGAUUGAGUAGCAAUUUCUUUUGUUCUGUUUUAUUUAUUCUUGAUUUUUCUGUAUAAAUGUUGAAAUCCAAUGAAUUUCGGUUUUGAAGCUCCAACGUGAUGAAUUGUCAUACCCGAAAUCUAAACUCAACGAAAAACAAAAAAAUGUGGAUCUUGGAAAAAAAAUUCAAUCUUUUUUUUAAUUUUCAAAAUAAAAAUUCGCCAAAUCCACGCGAUUCAAUUGUUAUUAUAUAUAAAUUGCCUCAUACUUCGAAAGAAUAACAACAAAAAAAGUACAACACAACAAUUACUCAAAAAAUAUGUAUUUUAGGAAUCUUUAAUUUAUGAUGCCCAAAGAAAAGAAGUAUAUUCAUUGAAAGAAAAUCACAGAAAUUGAACAACGCACUACAAUCCGAAUUGCAACCAAAAAAAUUAAACAAUCGUAUUAUAAUUGCAUAUCGAAUGUCAAGAUUUAUAUAAGUUUAGGGGAAUGAAUAGAAAGAAAAGUGAACAUACACAUAAUUACAUUACUGAUUUUUUUAAAUCUGAUAAAAAUUAACACAAUCUUCCUCUUCGACGUGGAAAAUAUGAAGCUCUCAUAUCUUAUUUAAAAAAAUUAGAUUAAAAUGUACAAUUUUAUUCUAAAAAUUCACUGAACGCCAGUGAAAUAUAUCAACGUUGCAAUAAUUGCCAAUAUCCCUCCGGAAGAAUCCAGUUCAAUGGACUUUAUAUUGACUCACAGGCGUAUUCUUCUCUUUUCGUUCGAUAACAGUUUAAAAAAAAACACUUAUAUACCUUGUUCUAAAGUCAAUCGUGAAAACACUGACAUUCAAACAAAAAA
Messenger RNA from Contarinia nasturtii (swede midge), 2154 nucleotides. RefSeq lists its product as uncharacterized. The record is from RefSeq and is a predicted model, not a curated record. The transcript is spliced from 8 exons. Bases 444 to 1295 code for a protein of 283 amino acids. Lineage: Eukaryota; Metazoa; Arthropoda; Insecta; Diptera; Cecidomyiidae. Gene Ontology annotation, cellular component: membrane.